Molecule: messenger RNA, 3711 nt
Organism: Propithecus coquereli (Coquerel's sifaka)
Lineage: Eukaryota; Metazoa; Chordata; Mammalia; Primates; Indriidae
Gene: ROBO1
Product: roundabout, axon guidance receptor, homolog 1 (Drosophila)
Exons: 24
Coding region: 1-3711 (1236 amino acids)
Biological process (GO): Roundabout signaling pathway; axon guidance; axon midline choice point recognition
Cellular component (GO): neuron projection
Molecular function (GO): axon guidance receptor activity; protein binding
Source: RefSeq, a predicted model, not a curated record
AUGAAAUUGGAUCAUGUUCUCUUGCACAUACGAGGAGGGAAGCUCAUGAUUACUUACACUCGUAAAAGUGAUGCUGGCAAAUAUGUUUGUGUUGGUACCAACAUGGUUGGGGAACGUGAAAGUGAAGUAGCAGAACUAACUGUUUUAGAGAGACCAUCAUUUGUGAAGAGACCCAGUAACUUGGCAGUAACUGUGGAUGACAGUGCGGAGUUUAAAUGUGAGGCCCGAGGUGACCCUGUGCCUACAGUACGAUGGAGGAAAGAUGAUGGAGAGCUGCCCAAAUCCAGAUAUGAAAUCCGAGAUGAUCAUACCUUGAAAAUUCGGAAGGUGAUGGCUGGUGACAUGGGAUCAUAUACUUGUGUUGCAGAAAAUAUGGUUGGAAAAGCUGAAGCUUCUGCUACUCUGACUGUUCAAGUUGGGUCUGAACCUCCACAUUUUGUUGUGAAACCCCGUGACCAGGUUGUUGCCUUGGGACGAACUGUAACGUUUCAAUGUGAAGCAACUGGAAACCCACAACCAGCUAUUUUUUGGAGGAGAGAGGGGAGUCAGAAUCUGCUUUUCUCCUAUCAGCCGCCACAGUCAUCCAGCCGAUUUUCGGUCUCCCAGACUGGUGACCUCACUAUCACUAAUGUCCAGCGAUCUGAUGUUGGUUAUUAUAUCUGCCAGACAUUAAAUGUUGCCGGAAGUAUCAUCACAAAAGCAUAUUUGGAAGUUACAGAUGGUAAAGAACUGAGAAAUAAAUUCAGCAAACUGGGCGACACGGGUCGGUAUACCUGCAUUGCAUCAACCCCCAGUGGUGAAGCAACAUGGAGCGCUUACAUUGAAGUCCAAGGUAAAUUAGACAAUGUUCCGCCAACAAGUCAGGGGGUAGACCACAAGCAGGUCCAGAGAGAACUGGGAAAUGUUGUCCUGCACCUCCACAACCCUACCAUCCUCUCUUCCUCUUCAAUCGAAGUGCACUGGACAGUGGACCAACAAUCUCAGUAUAUUCAAGGAUAUAAGAUUCUCUAUCGGCCGUCUGGAGCCAACCAUGGUGAAUCGGAGUGGUUAGUUUUUGAAGUGAGGACCCCAACCAAAAACAGUGUGGUUAUCCCUGAUCUCAAAAAGGGAGUCAACUAUGAAAUUAAGGCUCGCCCUUUUUUUAAUGAAUUUCAAGGAGCAGAUAGUGAAAUCAAGUUUGCCAAAACCCUAGAAGAAGCACCCAGUGCUCCACCUCAAAGUGUAACUGUAUCAAAGAAUGAUGGAAAUGGAACUGCAAUUCUUGUUAGCUGGCAGCCACCUCCAGAAGACACUCAAAAUGGAAUGGUCCAAGAAUAUAAGGUUUGGUGUCUGGGCAAUGAAACUCGAUACCAUAUAAAUAAGACGGUAGACGGUUCCACCUUUUCUGUGGUCAUUCCCUCUCUUGUUCCUGGGAUCCGAUACAGUGUGGAAGUGGCAGCCAGCACCGGUGCCGGGCCCGGAGUGAAGAGCGACCCUCAGUUCAUCCAGUUAGAUUCUCAUGGAAAUCCAGUGUCACCUGAAGACCAAGUGAGCCUUGCUCAGCAGAUUUCUGAUGUGGUGAAGCAGCCCGCGUUCAUAGCAGGGAUCGGGGCAGCCUGUUGGAUCAUCCUCAUGGUCUUCAGCAUCUGGCUGUAUCGACACCGGAAGAAGAGGAAUGGACUUACUAGUACUUAUGCGGGUAUCAGAAAAGUCCCGUCUUUUACCUUCACACCAACAGUAACUUAUCAGAGAGGAGGCGAAGCCGUGAGCAGUGGAGGGAGGCCAGGACUUCUCAACAUCAGUGAGCCUGCCACACAGCCAUGGUUGGCAGACACGUGGCCAAACACUGGCAACAAUCACAAUGACUGCUCCAUCAACUGCUGCACGGCAGGCAACGGGAACAGCGACAGCAACCUGACUACCUACAGUCGCCCAGCUGAUUGUAUAGCAAAUUAUAACAACCAACUGGAUAACAAACAAACAAAUCUGAUGCUCCCUGAGUCAACUGUUUAUGGUGAUGUGGACCUUAGUAACAAAAUCAAUGAGAUGAAAACCUUCAAUAGCCCAAAUCUGAAGGAUGGGCGUUUUGUCAAUCCAUCAGGGCAGCCUACUCCUUAUGCCACCACUCAGCUCAUCCAGUCAAACCUCAGCAACAACAUGAACAACGGCAGCGGGGACUCCAGCGAGAAGCACUGGAAACCACCGGGACAGCAGAAACAAGAAGUGGCACCGAUUCAGUACAACAUCAUGGAACAAAACAAACUGAAUAAAGAUUAUCGAGCAAAUGACACAAUUCCUCCAACUAUCCCGUACAACCAAUCAUAUGACCAGAAUACAGGAGGAUCCUAUAAUAGUUCAGACCGGGGCAGUAGUACAUCUGGGAGUCAAGGGCACAAGAAAGGAGCACGAACACCCAAGGUCCCCAAACAGGGCGGCAUGAACUGGGCAGACCUGCUUCCUCCUCCGCCGGCACAUCCUCCACCCCACAGCAAUAGUGAAGAGUACAGUAUUUCUGUAGAUGAAAGCUAUGACCAAGAAAUGCCAUGUCCUGUACCACCAGCAAGGAUGUAUUUGCAACAAGAUGAAUUAGAAGAGGAGGACGAUGAACGAGGCCCUACUCCCCCUGUGCGGGGAGCAGCUUCUUCUCCAGCUGCUGUGUCCUAUAGUCAUCAGUCCACUGCCACUCUGACUCCCUCCCCACAGGAAGAGCUCCAGCCCAUGUUACAGGAUUGCCCAGAGGAGAUUGGCCACCUGCAGCACCAACCUGACAGGAGACGGCAGCCUGUGAGUCCUCCUCCACCACCACGGCCAAUUUCCCCGCCACAUACCUAUGGCUACAUUUCAGGACCCCUUGUCUCUGAUAUGGAUACAGACGCACCAGAAGAGGAAGAAGACGAAGCUGACAUGGAAGUAGCCAAGAUGCAAACCAGAAGGCUUUUGUUACGUGGGCUUGAGCAGACCCCUGCCUCAAGUGUCGGGGACCUCGAGAGCUCCGUCACGGGGUCCAUGAUCAAUGGCUGGGGCUCAGCCUCAGAGGAGGACAACAUUUCCAGUGGACGCUCCAGCGUUAGUUCUUCUGACGGCUCCUUUUUCACCGAUGCUGAUUUUGCCCAGGCAGUCGCAGCGGCAGCAGAAUAUGCUGGCCUGAAAGUGGCACGACGCCAAAUGCAGGAUGCUGCUGGCCGCCGACAUUUUCAUGCAUCUCAGUGCCCUAGGCCCACAAGUCCUGUGUCUACAGACAGCAACAUGAGUGCUGCUGUGAUGCAGAAAACCAGACCAGCCAAGAAACAAAAACACCAGCCAGGACAUCUGCGCAGAGAAGCCUACACAGAUGAUCUUCCGCCUCCUCCGGUGCCACCGCCUGCUAUAAAGUCACCCACUGUUCAAUCCAAGGCACAGCUGGAGGUACGACCUGUAAUGGUGCCAAAACUCCCUUCUGUAGAAGCAAGAACAGAUAGAUCAUCAGAUAGAAAAGGAGGCAGUUACAAGGGGAGAGAAGUAUUGGAUGGAAGACAAGUUGCUGAAAUGCGAACAAAUCUAGGUGAUCCCAGAGAAGCACAGGAACAGCAAAAUGAUGGGAAAGGACGAGGAAACAAGGCAGCAAAACGAGACCUUCCACCAGCAAAGACUCAUCUCAUCCAAGGUACUAAUUUACUCAAGCAGCAGAUAAACAUAGAUGAACAUAUGUUUGCCAAGGCACACAGUUACCCUAUAGCACCACAGGAAAAGUGA